CCCAAUGAUAGUUAAGAGCCCUAAACAACCGUGCCAAUCAGCCCAGCAAACCUUAUUUCCGCAAUGUCUUUAGGUUAUAUUCCCGUUAUUCCCAAGGGAUCCACAGUGCUCGUCGUCGGAGCCAAUGGGUUCAUCGGGUCCAACAUAUCAGACCAGUUGCUCAGGAUUGGCUACAACGUGCGCGGGACUACACGCAAUGUUGAGAAGAGCAAAUGGGUCAGCGACCUUUUCAGUCGCAAAUAUGGCCCAGGAAAGUUCGAGCUCAUCGCUGUUCCAGACAUGGAGGAAGACGAGGCAUUCCAUGGAGCCGUGAAGGGGGUGUCUGCCGUCAUACACACCGCGACGAACUAUACCAUGGACCCAGACCCCAACGCAGUCAUCCCAGGAAGCAUCAAGGGCACCGUCAACGCCCUCACAGCCGCAGCGCAAGAACAGAGCGUGAAGCGGUUCGUGCUGACUUCCUCCUCGGCGUCGGCUCUGAUCCCCAAGCCGAAUAAUCCAGUGACGGUGACGACAGAGACCUGGAACGACGAGACUGUCGCCUACGCCACCCGCGGGCCACCUUACGAGCCCGAGCGCGCGUACCCCGUGUACGCUGCCGCCAAGACGUUGGCGGAAAGAGAGGCGUGGAAGUUUGUCCGCGAAAAGAAGCCAGGGUUCACGCUGAACGCGGUGUUGCCCAACAUCAACUUCGGGGCAAGCCUUGAUUAUGCCAACCAAGGUCACCCUUCUACCUCUGCUCUAGUAGUUGAGCUCUUCAAGGGCAACUGGCAGCCCCUGGCUGGCUUGCCAGUCCAGUACUUCGUGGACGUCCAAGAUACCGCAUUGCUGCAUGUGGCAGCGGCGAUUCUUCCAGAAGUCGAGAAUGAGCGUGUCUUCGCCUUCGCCGAGCCGGUUAAUGGGGACAAACUCCUUGCCAUCAUGCGAAAGCUGUACCCACAUCGCACAUUUCCGUCGGACUUCCAGGGCGAUGAGGACCUCAGCAAUAUCGUGCCUCGCAAACGAGCCGAAGACUUGCUGCGCGUCAUGGGAAAAGUUAGGGGAUGGACAAGUCUCGAGGAAAGUAUUAAAAGAAACAUAGAGGAUAUAGUUAAAUAGUUGUACCCUUAAAAGGUAUAAAGGUUAGUGGAGCGAGUCGUAACUUAAAGUUAGUAUAUUUAAUUAUUUAAAUAUUUAAACUUUAUUAA
Messenger RNA from Diaporthe batatas, 1187 nucleotides. RefSeq lists its product as uncharacterized. Gene Ontology annotation, molecular function: oxidoreductase activity, acting on the CH-OH group of donors, NAD or NADP as acceptor. The transcript is spliced from 3 exons. NCBI's taxonomy places the organism in Eukaryota, Fungi, Ascomycota, Sordariomycetes, Diaporthales, Diaporthaceae. The coding region runs from base 64 to 1098 and encodes 344 amino acids. The record is from RefSeq and is a predicted model, not a curated record.